GAUUUUUCUGCAAUCAGCUCUUUCCCCUCUAAAGGAUGUCUGAAACAGGAUCCAGCGCUCACAGGGCCAGUUAGAAGUCUCAUUUGGUGGAGUUGGAGGGCAACAAGGAUUUCUCUGUUGGAUUCCCUUGAAGUGGACCACUUACGUUGGAAACAUGAACGUGCUGACCCCAAUGGUACCCUACAGCCUGUUCCUCCUAGCCCAGACUGCCCUUUCUUUCUCUCUAUCACCUCCUGUCUCCUGGCCAUCACAUACGGACUGUGUCCAUGCCAAUGAGCUGUGUGCCGCAGACCAGUCCUGCAGCUCAAGGUAUAGAACAUUACGCCAGUGUCUGGCUGGGAGAGACCGCGAUGCUCUGCUGUCCAGUCAGGAAUGCAAGAAUGCCAUGGAGGUGCUUCAGGAGAGCCCCCUCUAUCUGUGUCGCUGCCGCAGAGGCAUGAAAAGAGAGUUACUGUGUCUCCAAGUCUACUGGGGCAUCCAUGCUGGUCUGACAGAAGGAGAUGAGUUCUAUGAAACAUCACCAUAUGAGCCACUCACUUCCCGUCUGUCUGACAUCUUCCGCCUGGCGUCAAUCAACUCUGGUUCUGAGCCUGUCUCAUCUAAACAUAAUGCCUGUCUGGAUGCUGCCAAAUUCUGUAAUGUGAAUGAUGCAUGUAAGCGACUCCGCUCCACCUAUAUAUCAACCUGCAACACCGUAGGAGAGGGCGAGAACUGUGGCCGACGCAAGUGUCACAGAGCCCUGAGGACUUUUAUUGAGCGCAUUCCCGCAGAUCUCUCCUAUCCCCUUCUCUUCUGCCCUUGCCGGGACCAGCCCUGUGCAGAGCGACGGCGACAGACUACAGUGCCAGACUGCUCUUUCAAGCGCCCAGAGAUACCCAACUGCAUGGAAAUCUGGUCAAACUGCAGGCAGGACCCAGUGUGCAGGUCCAGACUGUCAGAUUUUAUUACCAGCUGUCAGAGCUCUCCUCAGUCCGUGAGUGGGUGCGUUCGUGAUAACUACGCUGCUUGCCUGGGGGCAUAUUCAGGGCUAAUUGGAUUUGACGUGGCCCUAAACUUCUUGGACUCCAGCCCUCACUCUCUUUCAAUUGGGCCCUGGUGUUCGUGCAAUGGAAGCGGAGAUCAGGAGGCAUGGUGUGAGAGAUACCUUAAAGAGUUCACCCAAAACCGCUGCUUGAGGAAUGCAAUUCUUGCAUUUGGGAAUGGCACGGAUGUAGUACAUAGACAGAGCGUGACCAGAGCACCCCACACCACAAUCACCCCCAAAGUGGAGGCGAGUAAUGUUCUUCCAGAUAAUCAGAGUGACAGCAACAUCUUGCCUGAGAUUGACCCUGGCAUCUGCACAUCCUUCCAGGAGGUGAAGAAUGGCAGCGCUCCAGAAUUUAGAAUAUGUGUCUCUGAGUCCCAGCGCAACAUACCCAAUUUGAGGACAGAAGAGGAGAGCCAUUCUGGGACACCUCAACUCCAAGCAUCAGUUCUGUACAUCGCCCUCACCAUCCUUUGCCAUCUGUCUUUGUCCUAAGGCCUCUUGAUGAGUGAAGAUAUUGCCCCUUUCAUACAAAGGACUAUACCCCCGAUCUUUAUCCACCAAAAAGCCAAUGUUUAAUUGGUGGCACUGAAAGGCAAUGAGGCAGCCACUUCUCUAGCAUAGAGAACACAUACAGAGGAGGGACAGAAACAAAUCAGAUUAAAAAAUUUUUGUAAAUUCCCCAAAUUUUCCUUGUUGGGCAAUGUUUCCCAACAGACCAAUGUACAUAUUGACAAUUAAAAUAAUCUGAAUAUAA
Messenger RNA from Xenopus tropicalis (tropical clawed frog), 1781 nucleotides. It is a transcript of the gene gfra2, whose product is annotated as GDNF family receptor alpha 2. Lineage: Eukaryota; Metazoa; Chordata; Amphibia; Anura; Pipidae. The record is from RefSeq and is marked provisional. Gene Ontology annotation, biological process: glial cell-derived neurotrophic factor receptor signaling pathway. The transcript is spliced from 9 exons. Gene Ontology annotation, cellular component: plasma membrane. Gene Ontology annotation, molecular function: signaling receptor activity. The coding region runs from base 155 to 1519 and encodes 454 amino acids.